Molecule: messenger RNA, 906 nt
Organism: Magallana angulata
Lineage: Eukaryota; Metazoa; Mollusca; Bivalvia; Ostreida; Ostreidae
Exons: 2
Coding region: 1-906 (301 amino acids)
Source: RefSeq, a predicted model, not a curated record
AUGCCAAGGGGGAAACCUGCUCGAAAGAGACCUGCUGCGUCUGUCAGCGCCGAGCGGCAACCAGCCCAAAGUACUAAGAGGAGACAUACCGGUAGAUCGACCGCAGAUCCUUUUCCAGCUGUAGAGGACAACAUUAAUGCCGUGUCAAACAGUGAAUCAGCUACCAAUGAGGCUACUGAUGCUGUCUGCACUCCAAGUUUGGAUUCUGCCUCUGUCAAUGGUCCUGGAUCGUCUAUCCAAGGCAGUACAGCAGUUUCAGCGUUUUCGGACCCUUGUACCCCAGGCAGACUUGGAACCAACACCAAUACCAGAUUCUUUCCUAACCAUCAUUUCCAGGCUGAGUUUAACAGAUUAAUUCAAGGUUCUAUUGCACCAAAUACUAGGCUGGCUUAUGAGACAGGUUUAGUUGAAUUUGACCGUUUUAGGGUCUCCAGUGGGUUACCUUUAGUAUGGCCUCCUCCUGAUCAACAUAUCAUACAAUUCAUUGUUAGCUGUUCUGUAAGAGGUUUGUCAUCUGCAUCUGUAAGAACCUGUCUGUCUGGCAUUAGUUUUAAAUGUAAACUUCAAUGCACACGAGACCCCACCCAAAAUUUUGUUGUCAAAAAGCUGUUGUCAGGCAUGUCAAGAUUAAUAAGUACCACUGAUGUUCGACUUCCCAUUACACCUGCUUUAUUGGAAAGGUUAAUAAAUGUACUUCCAGUUGUUUGCAGCUCCUUGUAUGAAGUUAAAUUAUUUUCGGCCGUUUUUUCGUGUUCAUAUUUUGGUCUAUUCAGGGUGAGUGGGUUAGUGUUGGAUAGCAAGAAAGGCAGUAGUUCCCAUGCAAUGGAUGUCUCCAGCAUCCAAUUUUUCAGGACAAUUCAGCUGUUAAAUUUAUGUGGCCCAUUCAAAAACAGAUCAACUUGGUAG